Halteromyces radiatus is the source of this 1498-nucleotide messenger RNA. RefSeq names its product hexokinase-domain-containing protein. The record is from RefSeq and is a predicted model, not a curated record. The transcript has 3 exons. NCBI's taxonomy places the organism in Eukaryota, Fungi, Mucoromycota, Mucoromycetes, Mucorales, Cunninghamellaceae. Bases 10 to 1410 code for a protein of 466 amino acids. Gene Ontology annotation, cellular component: mitochondrion; cytosol. Gene Ontology annotation, molecular function: glucokinase activity; ATP binding; D-glucose binding. Gene Ontology annotation, biological process: intracellular glucose homeostasis; glucose 6-phosphate metabolic process; glycolytic process.
AACUUCAUCAUGUCAAAACAUCAAGAACAUGUUUCUAUUCUUUCGAAACCAUUCAGUGGUACACAAGCUCAAGUGGAUGCACUUGAAGAAUUACGACAUCAAUUCACGAUUACCAAUGAUAUGAGUAAGCAGAUAGCAAAAACAUUAUUAUCCAACAUGGAAGAAGGUUUAAGAAGUGAGGACGCGUGUGUGGCCAUGUUACCCUCUUGGUUACAUUCUCAUCCUACAGGACAAGAAACUGGCGAUUAUUUGGGUUUGGAACUUACAGGUGCAUUGAUCAGGAUCUAUUUCGUCCGUUUCCAAGGUCGAGGUCGACUGACAACACGACAACAGAAAUACAAAUUAACCGACACCAUGAAAACAAGCACACUCGCUGGAUUGGUUGAUACAUUGGCUGAUAUUGUCGAUCAAUUCUUGACUUUUCUUGGUAAUUCCGUCACCACACCUUUACACUUGGGCUUCGUCUUAUCUUUUCCUCUUCAUCAGACUGCUAUUAACAAGGCUUCCGUCGCCAAAUGGACAAAAUCUUUUGCUAUCACUGCUUAUGAGAACAAGAAUGUGGUUGAAUUGUUACAAACUGCUCUUAAUCGAAGAAGUAUUCCUGUCCAUGUGUCUGCUAUCAUCAAUGGUGCUUGUGCUAGUCUUUUAGCCAAUGGAUAUCGAAGUUUAGAUACUUUAUUAUCAUGCACAAUUAGUAAUGGAACAAAUGCUGCUUAUUGGGAAAAACUGAACGCGGUGAAAAAAUUGGGAACAGCAAAGGAUGAUCAAGAAACCAUUGUGAACACGGAAUGGGGAUCGUUUGGUGACAAUAACCGAGAAGUACUUCCACUUAGUAUGUAUGACAAUCGUGUGAAUCGACAAUCAGAGAAUCCUGGAGUACAUACAUUUGAAAAGAUGGUCAGUGGCGUGUAUUUGGGUGAAUUGGUACGCACCAUCAUUGUAGAAUUCAUGGACCGACGGAUUUUAUUUGCUGGACAAUACACCAAGGAACUCAACACACAGUAUGGUUUUGAUACGUCAUACAUGGGACGCAUUGGGAUGGAUGAAGAUGAGAAUUUGAACGACACAGGUCAUAUCCUGGAAGAUAUCAUGGGCUUACCCCCCACCAGCUUGGACGAUCGCCGCAUUGUGAAAACAAUUUGUGAAUUGGUAGGACAACGUGCUGCACGACUCAUUGGAACUGCCAUCAGUGCUAUCAUUGAUAAACGCCACGCCUUGGAUGAUUGUACCACUCUCAGUGUCGAAGGUAUCAUUUAUGAACAUUUCCCCAAUUUCCCUCGACGCCUCACCGAAACUUUACGUCGUAUCUAUGGUAAUGAAUCGGUCGAACGGAUCAACAUCAUGGUCACCAAGGAUGGAAAUGGUAUUGGUGCUGCUUUAGCCGCCUUAUUGGCUUCUCAACAAAAGUAAUUCAAUAGUUAGCAUUUAUUUAUUGUUAUUUUAUGAAGAAUUAGAAUUAGUUUUAUUAUUCUACCUUUUUUUUAAAAAAAAAAAAAAU